Messenger RNA from Vitis vinifera (wine grape), 2172 nucleotides. Its product is annotated as protein ACCELERATED CELL DEATH 6. The record is from RefSeq and is a predicted model, not a curated record. Gene Ontology annotation, molecular function: protein phosphatase 1 binding; protein phosphatase regulator activity. The transcript is spliced from 4 exons. Lineage: Eukaryota; Viridiplantae; Streptophyta; Magnoliopsida; Vitales; Vitaceae. The coding region runs from base 172 to 2022 and encodes 616 amino acids. Gene Ontology annotation, cellular component: plasma membrane.
AGGUCAAGCUAACGCGGAGUUGAAAGCAAAAGCAAAGCAUUGCUGCACCCACCUUCAAAUUCUAAACACAAAGUGCAUAUUCCCUUAGUGGUGUUCCCUCUUCCCACCAUCUCCUGCAUCAGCUCUUGAAACCACUCAGCUUUUUUUUCCUUUUUUUUUUGAGACUCUGCUAUGGAGGAUAAUCUUCAUUCCACAUCACUAAGAAGCAUUAGAACAGUUGAAGAAGGCAGUAUCGCUCAGUCACGCAUGGAUCAACCCAAUACUUCUGAUGAUAGUGCAGAUCUAGACAACUUGGUCCCAUUUGCAGCUUACGAUGAUAGCCAAACCAAGACCACAUACAUGGAUGCUGGUUUGUACACGGCUACAUUAAAAGGCAACAUCAGCAAGCUGGAGCAGAUGCUAGAAGCUUGUGAUCUUGGCCUCCAACUGACCCCAAAAAGGAACACUAUCCUCCAUAUAGCAGCUCAAUUCGGUCAAGUGGACUCUGUCAAACAGAUCCUUCAAUUGACUUCCUCUUCAUCUCUACCGGGACAGAGCAAUCUGAAAGGAGAUACCCCACUUCACCUUGCAGCAAGAGAAGGGCAUUUGACAGUCGUCCAAGCUCUAAUUCAAGCCGCAAAAGCACUUCCCGAUGAGAUUGAAAGUGGGGUUGGAGUAGAUAAGGCCAUUCUGAGGAUGGCCAAUGAGGGGAAAGACACAGCCUUGCAUGAAGCAGUGAGGUAUCAUCACCCUGAGGUGGUGAAAUUAUUGAUUGAGGAAGACCCUCAGUUUACCUAUGGUCCUAAUAUUUCUGGUGGAACGCCUCUUUACAUGGCGGUGGAGCGAGGACAUGGAGACUUGGUGCAAAUAAUCAUAGACAACACCAGCACUUCACCAGCUUACAGUGGCAUCUUGGGUAGAACUGCUCUGCAUGCUGCUGUAAUUCGCAACGACCAAGAAAUAACAACGAAGUUAUUGGAAUGGAAGCCAUCUCUAAUCAAAGAAGUGGACGAAAAUGGAUGGUCUCCCCUUCACUGUGCUGCCCACUUUGGUUAUACUACCAUUGUGAAGCAAUUACUACACAAAUCACCAGAUAAAUCUGUGGCUUACCUCGGAAUCAAACGUGGCAAGCAAACAGCCCUUCUUAUUGCAGCUAAACGUGGCCAUAAAGACAUAGUAGAUCUGCUGCUAUCUUACUCUCCAGAUUGUUGCGAGCAGGUGGAUGAUAACGGCAAAAAUGUCCUUCACUUUGCCAUGAUGAAUAAGCAAGAUUAUUAUCCUGGGAUGUUUUUACAAAAUGAUGGAUUAAGAGUGAGAGGACUUUUAAAUGAGAAAGAUGCUCAAGGAGACACGCCCCUCCACCUGCUUGCUUCUUACCUAGUUGAUGAUGAAGAAUUUGUAAAGGACGAUAGAGUGGAUAAGAUGCCUCUGAACAAUGAAAACUUAACCCCUAAGGACAUAGUUUCAAGAGUCAACGACCGUUGGCUGCAAAAGAAAUAUUUCCUGGAUUUCUUCAGCAAAAGUGAGGAAGUGGGUAUUGGACCUUUAAGUUGGGUCCCGGGUGACAAGAAAGACAAUGAUAGCAGUGAAAGUAAAGACAGUAAAGACAAUUCCAUCUCUAAGUUAAAGAAAACGGGUGAAAUUCAUUUGAUAGUGGCAGCACUUGUAGCAAUUGUAACCUUUGCGGCUGGCUUCACCUUGCCUGGUGGUUACAAUGAAAAUGAUGGCAAGGCAAUCCUGGCAAAGAAAGCAGCUUUCAAAGCAUUUGUUGUGACGGAUACCUUAGCCAUGGUUUUCUCGGUAUCCGCUACAUUUGUUUACUUUUAUAUGGCAAUUCAUGAAAAAGUGGAGUAUCUCGAAAAACACUAUGUCUGGGGCUGUCUUCUCACCAUGCUUGGCAUGGGGUCAAUGGUGGUGGCAUUCAUGACCGGCAUGUACGCUGUGCUACCACAUUUCUCUGGGCUUCCGAUCGUUGUUUGUGUCCUCUGCUGCUGCUUUUUCCUCUUCUUCUAUUAUUUAUUUAGACAACUUCAAAAAGGCUAAAGGGCUUGAUGGGAUGUCAUUUACUCAUAUGACAACCGUGAAAUUAAUGGAAGGUCUUCCUACAUGGCACGACCCUUUAAUUAAUAUAUAUUUUCAUGUUUGUAUAUAAGAAUGAUUCUUGGUGAAUUUUGAGUGGGGUAUGAACUUAAA